Crotalus tigris (Tiger rattlesnake) is the source of this 3492-nucleotide messenger RNA. It is a transcript of the gene KLHL21, whose product is annotated as kelch like family member 21. The transcript has 4 exons. The record is from RefSeq and is a predicted model, not a curated record. Gene Ontology annotation, molecular function: protein binding. The coding region runs from base 31 to 1800 and encodes 589 amino acids. NCBI's taxonomy places the organism in Eukaryota, Metazoa, Chordata, Lepidosauria, Squamata, Viperidae.
CCCCGCGCGCUCAGUCCGCCCCUUCCAGCCAUGGAGGCGGAAGCGGCGCACGCCUCGGCCCUCCUGCGCGGCCUGGCAGGGCUGCGCGCCGAGCGGGCGCUGCUGGACGUGACCCUCCUGGCCGGCACCGGAGAGGAAUUCGGCGCGCAUCGCGCCGUGCUGGCCGCAGCUUCGGGCUACUUCCGAGCCAUGUUCGCCGGCGGCUUGCGCGAAGCCCGAGCCUCCCGGGUGAGGCUGCACGGAGUGGAGCCGGACUGCCUGGCGCUGCUGCUGGACUUCGCCUACACCGGCCAGCUGGGCGCCCUGAGCGGGGAGCCCCAGCUGGCCGAGCGCCUCCUGCGCGCCGCCGACCUGCUGCAGUUCCCCGCGGUCAAGGCUGCCUGCGGCGCCUGGCUGGCCGCCCGCCUGGAGCCCUGCGCCGCGCUGGACCUGCAGGACUUCGGCGAGACCUUCGCCUGUGCCCCGCUGGCCGAAGCCGCCCGCCGCUGCGUCCUGCGCCACGCGGCCGAUCCGGACGGGGAGCUGGGCGCGCAGCUGGAGCGCGUCCCCUUGGCCAGGCUGGUCUCCUACCUGCGCGAGGACGCGCUGCGCGUGCCCAAGGAGGAGGCCGCCUUCGCGCUGGCCCUGCGCUGGGUGCGCGCCGAGCCGGGAUCGCGCGCGGGGCUGCUGCCCCAGCUGCUGGCCCACGUGCGCCUGCCCUUCGUGCGGCGCUUCGCCCUGCUGGCGCAAGUGGAGGGCGAGCCGCUGGUGGCCCGAUCCGCCGCUUGCCUGCGCCUGGUGGCCGAGGCCAGGCUCUUCCAAGCCGGCCGGCUGGAUCGGCACGAGAGAGCGCCCUGCGCCCGCCUGCGCCCGCGCCCCUCCACCGGGCUGGCCGAGCUGCUGGUGGUGCUGGGCGGAUGCGACCGGGAUUGCGACGAGCUGGUGACCGUGGACGGCUUCAACCCGCGCACGGGCCACUGGCGCUACCUGGCCGAGUUCCCCGAGCACCUGGGAGGCGGGUACAGCGCCGUUGCCCUGGGCAACGAUGUCUACGUCACCGGCGGCUCCGACGGCUCGCGGCUCUAUGACUGCGUCUGGCGCUACAACUCCAGCGUGAACGAGUGGACGGAGGUGUCCCCCAUGCUGAAAGCCCGCGAGUACCACAGCUCGGCCAUCUUGGACGGCCUCCUCUACAUCGUGGCGGCCGACAGCACCGAGCGCUACGACCACACGCUGGACAGCUGGGAGGUCCUGCAGCCUAUGCUCUACCCCAUGGACGACUGCUCCACCACCACCUACCGUGGGAAGCUCUACGCCACCGGCUCCCUGGCCGGCAAGGAGUCCCUGGUCAUGCAGUGCUACGACCCCGGGUCAGAUCUCUGGUCCCUGGUGAACUGUGGGCCCCUGCCCCCCUGGUCCUUCGCCCCCAAGGCGGUCACUCUUGGGGGGCUCAUGUACUUCAUCAGAGAUGAUUCAGCUGAAGUUGAUGUCUAUAACCCAGCCAAAAACCAGUGGGACAAAAUCCCUCCAAUGCUCCAGGUGCACGUGGGAGGCAGCCUAGCCGUGCUCGGAGGUAAACUCUACGUCUCCGGCGGUUAUGACAACACUUUUGAACUCUCCGCCAUGGUGGAGACGUACGAUCCCGAGAGCCGCAAGUGGAGCGUGGCCGGCCAGUUGCCGGAGCCCAUUUUUUGGCACAGCAGUGUCAGCAUCUUCCGCCAGUUCAUGCCGGAGACGCUGGAGGAGGAGGAGGGGAAGCAGGUGCUGGAAGACCCCUUCGCCCCCAACCCUCCCAGACAAGACUUGCAGGAACUGCGUUAAGGGGGCCGAGAGGUUGUCGGGUCUGUUGUGGCUUGUCAGUGGCCGGUGCUCCUGUGGUACCCCUUGGGGUUGGGAGGUGAUGGCGCCCUGUUGGCCUCGCCAAGUUGGUUGAUCCUGUCCAGGAGUUCCGCAGGUCUUCUCUGUGGUGGACCCAGGAAUGGGGUGGCAUUGCAGGCUGAUUCCCGAAGGAUUAAUUGGGGAGUGGGACAGAGCUUUGGGGGUUCAGCUCUGGACAGGGUGGGAAGGAAGAAGGUGGGACCUUGAAGGGAAGGUCUUCCGUGCGAGGAGAGGGUGCAAUUCAGAAUUCAUAGGUCAACUUUUCUAUACUGGUCAAAAAAGACUUUAAAAAUGAUGCCCCGCCCCUCCUGUUUGUGACAUUGUGUAUGGUCCCAGAGAGAAGGGUCUGGAUGGGGAGAUUAGUCCACCACGGGUUAGCUUAGGGUUUGGAUAGAUGAUCCCAAGGGGACCCUUCCUGGUUUCUGCUUCUCUACUGUCACCCAAUCAGGUUGCAGAGCGCUUCCUUUCAACAUGCCGUGCCAUCCAUUCCUUGGCAUUUGCUUGGGGGGGGGGAGAAGGAAGAAUGUAUUGUGCUGCCUGUCCCCGCACUGAGCAAGGGGGUUGGGCUGGAUGACCUCUACGCCCUCCCACUUCCCACCUUUAAUUUCUGUCAUUUUGCGUCUGGAAAGAGAGGCCAUAAUAUUUUUUCUUUUUUUCUGGGAGAAAUUGCACAUCGAACCAGUGUGCCUUGGAGGCAAAAAAACAAAGCCUCAUAUUAAUGCCUGGGUAACAAACCAACUUUGGCAGAAAAAGACAUCUUUAAUUUACCAAAUUAAGGAAUUUUGAAGUUGUUUUUUUGCUGCCGGGCUGAACUGGUGCCCUGCCUCUGCCAUUCGUCAAGAGGACUAGUGUCGUGGAACAAAAAUAAACUAUUAUCUUUUGCAGUUUUUUUUAAGGAGACUGUUCCCAAUGGCCUAUCAUCUCCACCAUGGAGAAAAAGAUAUUUUUAUAGAUGUAAUUUCUACGCACCCGCCUAGAACGGAGGCCGUGUGAGUUUAGAACGGACCGACAGGACUUUCCUUCCAGCGUCGCAACUUGGAUCCGUUUUACCCGUUGCAACUCUGCAAUUGCAAAAACCCUACCCGUAUACAGGUAGUCCUCGACUUACGACCGAUCAUUUAGUGACUGUUCGAAGUGACAACAGCACUGAAAAAAGUGACUUAGGACCGUUUUUCACACUUACGACCGUCGCAGCGUCCCCGCGAUCACAAUCCGGUCGUAAAAUGGGGCAAAAUUCACAACAAAUGUUUUCACUUUCAAAACUUGGGGCAAAAUUUUGUGGUCGCUAAAUCGAGGAUCGCCUGUAUCUUUUUAAGAGGGCCUCGUUUCCCACACGGCCAUUUACAGACCCUGCUGGUGGUUCUGCUUUUUAAUACCUUCCAAUGUACGAGAAUUAUUAUAUUUUUUUUGUGGCUGGGCUGUUCCACGGAGGGGACAGUUUGCAACCUCUGUUCCAAGCCGGACGUUUGGGAGGAAGGGGUAGUUUUUGUAUUUAUUGAAUGUUUAAAUGUAGUCCUUGCACUUGGCCUAAAGUACUGUAGACUUCCUGCUCCUUCGAAGCAAAACUAUUCUGGGUUUGGUAAAGCUUCCUUUUCGAAAACUUGCAAUGUGCCAAAUAAAAGAGACAUGGCUGAU